This is a messenger RNA of Gasterosteus aculeatus aculeatus (three-spined stickleback), 2739 nucleotides long. The record is from RefSeq and is a predicted model, not a curated record. NCBI's taxonomy places the organism in Eukaryota, Metazoa, Chordata, Actinopteri, Perciformes, Gasterosteidae.
CGCCCCCCCCGACCCGCGUCUCACAGGACAUGGCUCCCCUGGAAUCGGACUCUGAACUGGGGACCCUCGAUCACAGCGAGAAGGACAAAAGGCCUGUGAUGACCCGGGCUCUACUGAGACAGAAGGACCUAGAGGAUGGGGUGCUGUGGGAGGGCCGACCCCGGACCAGCAUCACGGAGGACCGGGCCUCCGUUGCUCUGACGUCACUCUUCACUCUGACGGGCUUCGUCAGAGAGAACCCUACCGCCCCCAUCCAGUGGGUCCGGAGACCAGCCCCUCACUGCCAGAAUGAGUCCUGCCGGCUGGGCUGCAUCUGCUCCAGUCUGUCCUACUGCUCCAGGGUCAGCCACUGCGGCCGGCCUGCCUGCAUGUUCGGCUGCAGCUGCCUGAAACAGAAGGUGGUCCUCCUGAAGAACCUCGACGGCUCAGACUCCAGCCCUUCCAAGCUGGACCACCACAACAAGAAAAGGAGGAGGAGCAGGAGGAGGAGGAUGAAGAUGGCCUACGUCCUGAAGGAGGCGGACAGCGUUACCCAUCCUGCCGAGCGGGUCCGGACUCUGUGGAAGAGGGGCGCUGGAGACUUUGAUCCAGAACCGGUCCUGGUCCCACAACCAUUAGCGCUGCCUGUCAAAACUGUGAGAGCAGAAGAAGAAAGCAGCUGUGCCAGAAUAAGAGUUUAUAAAUUGAAGAAGAGGAGGAAACGGACGAGGAAGAGUCACAUGGAGAGUUGUGAUCACACAGCGGAGACGUCCAAAGAGUUGAAGCCUAAAGAUGUUCGACUGAAGCCUUCGAGACAAAAGGACACAAAGACUAAACCAGCAUCUGAUCCGGUUCAGCCCACCAGUUGUCCGCCUGAGCCGAAGCCGUCGAAGCGCUUGACCAUCAUGGCGGAGUGCAAGUGGGCGAGGGCCGGCGACCGUAACCUGGUGCUCAAGAUGCUGUGUGAGGCGAUGGCUGAGGACCAUCUGGACCAGCCUCUCUGGAUCAGAGAUUACCUCGUUAAUCCCAUCAGCCACACCGUGGAGGACGGCGCCGCCAACCGCUGCAUCCACUACAAGAUGCACAUCUCCAGACCCAAUCCGGAGAAACCGCAGCACCUGGAGACACUUGAACGACGGAGGGAGUGUAAACAGCAGCAGGAGGCCCUCAAAAAGUUCGAGGAGGCGGAGCCUCUUGAAGAGUGGCAGCGGGAGGUGGAGGCGGAGCCUCUUGAAGAGUGGCAGCGGGAGGUGGAGGCGGAGCCUCCUGAAGAGUGGCAGCGGGAGGUGGAGGCGGAGCCUCCUGAAGAGUGGCAGCGGGAGGUGGAGGCGGAGCCUCCUGAAGAGUGGCAGCGGGAGGUGGGGGCGGAGCCUCUUGAAGAGUGGCAGCGGGAGGUGGAGGCGGAGCCUCUUGAAGAGUGGCCGCGGGAGGUGGAGGAAGGUGAUAUCAAGGAGGAACAAAAGGAGGUGGAGGAAGGUGAUCAGGAGGAGGGAUCAACAGAUCUGAGCAGCAGGAAGGUGAUCAAGAUAAUAUCGAAGAGGAAGUCGAUGGUCAGCAUGGCGCUGCCGUUCCUGACGGGAGUCUCCCCCGCCGGUUUCCUCUCAGCCAAUAGGAAACAGCUGGGAGAAACAGACCACGGGGUCCAGGUGAAUGGGAAGCUCUAUCCUCUGGCUAAGAUCCAGCUGGGGAAGAUGGGAGCGCUCCAUCCGGCCAACCGGCUGGCAGCGUAUCUGACUGGCCGGGUGGGGCCCAACUGGAAGCACAGAGGCUCCUCGUCCUCCAAACCUCCCAAAAACCAGAGUGCAGGACCGACUUCCCUGCCAGCUCCCUUCGUGGUUCCCACCCCGUCACCCAGGUCUCAGCCAUCAGUCACAAUGCCGGCCCCCCCUUCAGACUCUCAUGUGAGCAGCUCCGUGGCCUCACCUGUCAAUCUGGCGCCCAAUGGCGCCUUGUUGCUGAUGCUUCAGGCCCCAGCACCUCCUGGGAAACUUCCCUCGCCGAUUCAGGCUUCAUGCAGCCCCCCCCCUCCCUCCUCCACCCGUCCAAUGAUGUUCCUGCGGCCAGUCCGGUCAAAGACCGGCGUGCAGUACUACCGCAGACAAGACGGGCGACUGGUCCAACUGGUUCCCAUCAGCAAACUAAACUCAGUCAACAAGAACCGCACGUUUGUCCAGAGAAUCUUCCCUCUGUAUCCCUCCAGGCUCCUGUUGAUAACCAAACCACUCCAAGGACCACAGUGACCCCCACCUCCCCCCUCGCCUCCUCUACCACCUUUCAAAGCCUCCCGUCCGACUCCAGCAAGGACCCGAUCGUCCUGUCCUGUCCUAACGUUUCCUCCAGGGCAGCUCCACCGAGCCUCAUCUCCCUCAAGCCCUCCCGUGGGGGGGCCGAUCUCGGUGACAAAGCGCUGACUGUGUCUCCGGGUUCUGGUGGAAGGACACUCCAGACCCCUAUAGAGACCCGACCUUCAAGCCAUCCUCCUGAACCUGUCCCCCAACCGGGGGAGUCAGAGGGAGGGAGCAGCGAGAUGGACAACUCGUCAAACUCUGAGGACGAGCUGGACAGCAAAGAGGGGAAGAGUCCCUCCGACGAGGUGGAUGAAAGAGAGAAAGGGCGUCACCUUCACAACGUGCUGGAGAAGCGUCGGAGGAGGAAGCUCUUCCAGCUGUUCAAAGGUCUGAGGAGAGAAGUCGGUCUGGUUGAAGAGAAGACGUCAAAGAUCUUCACACUGAACACGGCGGUGGAGGUGAUCCAGCUGCU